AUGGAGGCGUCCGCAGCUCGAAGCGCGUCGCGAGACGCCUAUGUUGAUGAGAGUGUACCGGCAGCGUGCUGCAGCUCUUCUCCACUCGCAGUCCAGCUGGCGCCGUCCGUGCAGCACUACGAGUGGGGAAUGCCUGCAGCUUCCUCCUUAGUUGCGACGUUUGCAGCAGUGUCGAAGAGAGGAGAGCAGGCCGCCGCGAGCGGACAUGCUUGGGACGCGUUGUUGUCCGACAGCGGCGUCGCGCAAGGGUUGCGGCGGCGAGGCUCGGACUCCGCGCUGCCUCUCCAGGGCGAUAGAAGGCCAUUCGCAGAGCUGUGGAUGGGAGCGCAUGCCAGCGGGACGAACCGCGUGACUUGCUGCUUCAACGACCCCAAAGUGCUCCAGAGAAGAGAAGACUUGGCGGCGCGCUCCUACGCCCAGUCUCAUCCCGAGGUGGAGGCGAGCGAAGCCCCAGCCAGCAGUGGCAGUGAGGCCGAAAACACCCGCAGAGGGGUGAAGCGAAAGGGCAGCGGAGACCUCAGGUCUGUCUGCCUCAGGCGCUGGCUCAGUCGCGACCAGGGAGGCGCAUCGCCGACGCUCUCGCGAAGGGAUCGCUCGGAAUUUCCGCUCACCAGACGCCGCAGCCUGUCUGAGGCCUUCGUCGGAUGCCCGCUCCCGAUCUUCAUUUCAGCGAACCCGGAGUUUAUGGGAGGCCAGAAUAUGCUUCCGAUGCUUUUCAAAGUCCUCUCCGUCCAGAAGCCCCUCAGCAUUCAGUCUCACCCCGACAAACAGCUCGCGGAAAUCCUGCAUCGCCAACACCCCAACCACUUCCCCGACUCAAACCAUAAACCAGAACUUGCGAUCGCCGUUGGCCCUUUCGAGGCUCUUUGCGGCUUCCGCGCAGUUGAGGAAGUCGUGCUGUUCAUUCAACACACUCCCGAGCUGAAGGAGGCCGUGGGUGGCGACGUGUUUCUGCGCGACUCUGGAGGGGCUCUGCAGCUGCUCAGCAACUGGAGAAAAACAAACAUGAGGCAGUGGGGGGCAGCUGUGCAUGCAUCUGGAGGCAGCCACCAUGCCCAGCUGUCCCACCAGCGCAGCGAGCUUCUGAAAGCGCUUUUUUCAACGAUCAUGCGGCUGCCGAAAGAAACAGUCGCCGCCGCCCUGACAGCGAUGGCUGCGAGACUGUCGACGUCAGUAGAGCCAACGUUUGGAGCCUCGGAUCUGUCUGAGCGCGAGCGAGACUCGCUUCGAAUCGCCAACACUGUGGCAGUGCGCCUGUAUCAGGCGCACGGACUAGACGUGGGAGUCUUCGCUGCGUUUUACCUCAACUACGUUCGACUGAACAGCGGCGAGGGCGUCUUCAUCGGACCCAACAUUCCUCACUGCUACUUAUCAGGGCACUGCCUCGAGUGCAUGGCGAACUCGGAUAACGUGAUUCGCGGGGGCCUUACUCCGAAGCACACCGACAUUGAUCUCCUCUGCUCCACGCUGCGCUUUGACCUCCAGGCUACGGUCCAUCGCGUGGCCCCCGAGCCCGUGCCAGGCUUGAACGUAGAGGCAUCCUGGCAGGGGCGAGUCGCCGUCUACGAUCCUCAUGUGCAGGGACUCUCGGACUUUCGAGUCUACAAACUGAGCUUUGCGGACAGCCAACGCCUGGAUGACGGCGGCAGGAUCCUGCGGACUGCCCCGGGCUUGGCGCUCGUCCUUCAUGCGCCCUUUGCGGCGAAUCUGAACAUCCAGAGGGGGCCUGAGAACGCCGCGCUUCCGCUGCACUUUGGUCAAGUUCUGUUCCUCUCUGCAGGCGCCUCGCUUGCACUGGAAACGGCUGGGGGGGAGGAUGACGGGAAUGCGAACGUCGAGUUGCUGCCCCCCGCACCGGGCGCCCACGGUGCUGUAGAGGCGCAGGGAGGCUCGCAGAUCGCCCAGCUGCUCGCCGAGGAUGAGAAGGCGCAAUUUGUUGUUUUUCUUGUGACAUUUGGAAGUCACACGCAGGAUGAGGGGUUGAGCGGUCUCUAG
Besnoitia besnoiti is the source of this 1995-nucleotide messenger RNA. RefSeq lists its product as uncharacterized. Gene Ontology annotation, molecular function: mannose-6-phosphate isomerase activity; zinc ion binding. The transcript has 4 exons. Gene Ontology annotation, cellular component: cytosol. Bases 1 to 1995 code for a protein of 664 amino acids. The record is from RefSeq and is a predicted model, not a curated record. NCBI's taxonomy places the organism in Eukaryota, Apicomplexa, Conoidasida, Eucoccidiorida, Sarcocystidae. Gene Ontology annotation, biological process: GDP-mannose biosynthetic process; carbohydrate metabolic process.